AUGGAAAAGACAGUCCUCAACCUGGCUUUCUACAAGUUCUGUGAUCUGGCCCCGGUCCACUCGUUGAAAAUCGAGCUCGAGAAGCUGUGCGAAACACACGGCAUCAUGGGCUCGCUCAUCCUCGGCUACGAGGGAAUCAACGGGAUGCUCGCCGGCGAGAAAGACAACGCCGAGGCGUUCCUCGCCGACAUGAGGGCGCUGCGCCCGGCGUUUGCCGAGAUGCCGAUCAAGCGCAGUUGGUCCGAGAACGUGCCCUUCCAACGCAUGAUCAUCAAGGUCAAGCCAGAGAUCGUGACGAUGCGCGUCGAUGAUGUCGACGCCGUCGCCAAGACCGGCAACCACCUCCCGCCCGAGCAGUUUCGCGACUGGCUGCGCGCUGGCGAGGAUAUGGUCCUGAUCGAUGUGCGCAAUCACUUCGAGUACAAGCUCGGCACCUUCAAGGGCGCGCUCGAUCCCGAGACCACUGCCUUUCACGAGUUCCCCGACGUCGUGCGCACGCAUGAUACGGACUGGAAGGACAAGAAGGUCGUGAUGUUCUGCACUGGUGGCAUUCGGUGCGAGAAAGCCACGAGCUGGAUGCUCGAUGAAGGCUUCGAGGACAUCUACCAACUCGAAGGUGGUGUGCUCGCCUACUUCGAGAAGGUCCCCGACGCCGAGAAAGACUGGGACGGCGAACUUUUCGUCUUCGACGAGCGCGUCGCCCUCAACACCAGACUCGAAGAGACCGAUACAACUCUGGAGGACAUCGAGUCCUCGUAA
Molecule: messenger RNA, 759 nt
Organism: Ostreobium quekettii
Lineage: Eukaryota; Viridiplantae; Chlorophyta; Ulvophyceae; Bryopsidales; Ostreobiaceae
Source: the annotation of a GenBank genome assembly